This is a messenger RNA of Pseudogymnoascus verrucosus, 519 nucleotides long. RefSeq lists its product as uncharacterized. The coding region runs from base 1 to 519 and encodes 172 amino acids. The record is from RefSeq and is a predicted model, not a curated record. Lineage: Eukaryota; Fungi; Ascomycota; Leotiomycetes; Thelebolales; Thelebolaceae. The transcript is spliced from 2 exons.
AUGCCUGACCUUGUUAGAGCGUUGUCGUCGCCGUUAUCGACUAACGAGUUUGAUGGCAUAGACCCUGUGUCUCUUGGGCUGCGGGACCUAGGGAGUCGCCUAGAGGAGCUAGACAUCUGCGCGCUCAUCACCCCAGAUCUUUUCCCUUCUAGUGGUGACGCGUUUGCCUCGUCUCUCCAACAACAAAAGAUGCCCUCCCUUCAAGACGCUGAGCUGUUCACGUGGCUUACCUGGCGACCCUCUGAAGAGCGGGCUCAAGAGUAUGAAGGGAGUGAUGACGCGCCUCCUUCGAUUGAUGAUAAGGAGACCAUUUUGUUCCGAUGGGGGGUGAGAUACGAUGCGCCUAAAGGAGAUGGGAAAGGGAAAGUCACAUGGCAAGUUGGUGAGGACUGGAGGCCGGAAGAUGAAAUCAUUAGGGCGUUUGAGGAUCUUGUGGGCGGGGACGGGGAGAAUAUGGAGUGGAAAGCGUUUGAGUUUAUGGGGGAGAGGGAGCGAGAUAUGGAAGCCUUUUUUAUAUGA